GUUGUGUUUAGGGAACAUAUAUCGUCUCCAUGAUGUUGUGAUAAAACAUUUGAAAACGUGAACGGUGAAUUGUUCUCGAGACGGUGUUCCGCGGUGGCCCGGUAAAAUCAACAGACGUCGCGGAAUAUAAGAAGCUUCGGGGGAUGCGAAAACCGGUGGACGAUGUCGAUGAGACCGGCCUGGGGGCCGAAAUUGUUUCUCGUGCUGGUGACGACCACGAUCGUUAUCGGCAAUUAUCAGCGUCAUCGCGAGAGGAUCCAUUUGCGGGAGCAGCUCGUUAACGGGCACAAAGUGACGAGGAACAUCACUCGAUUGCAAGAGGAAAUAAUCGCUAAUCUACCACCUCUUCGAAUUCCUCGCUUGAGGCACCAUCGAGUAACAGAUUGGGAUCCUUAUUUCGAGAAUGCUGAAGGUCAGGGUAUUAAUGGAUCCCAAAAUGUUGCAUUGCAUCUUGGUGCGACGGCUCUUCUCGAUUGCCGCGUCGCCAUGCUUUCUGGAAAGAAGGUCAUGUGGUUACGCCGCAACGCAGACUGGGCAUCCCUUUUAACCCUGGGUAAUACCACUCACAUUUCCGAUCCCAGGUACAGCGUUAGUUUCCAAUAUCCAAACAACUGGAGACUGGCGAUCGCCGGGGUGCGCAGGGAGGAUCGUGGCUUGUACGUCUGUCAAGUGAACACGCACCCUCCGAGGAUGCUCGUCACCAACGUUACUGUUCUGGCUCCGGACAUCAGGAUCUUGGACGAGGCCAGACACGAACUUCGAGAUCGGUACUACAAAACCGGAAGUGGUAUCGAGCUAGCCUGCGUCGCUCGACCUUCUUGCCCUGACUCCAGGAUACCGCAUCCCGUCUGGAGGAAAAAUAGUGAGACGUUACCGAAUUACGUCAACGUUUAUCACAUUAAUGGGUCGAACGAAGAUCUGGUGACCAAGCUAUAUAUCGAACAGGCGAAAAAGACUGACAGCGGCGAAUACUCGUGCUCAGUGAGCCAAUUCAGUACCGCCGCGGUGCAUAUUCACGUCCUGAAUGGUGAAAAGCAGGCUGCGGUUCAUCAUGAUCAAUGGAAUGCAGCGCGAACAAACUGCGAAAAAUUGAAUAACUUAUACAUCACAAUUGCCAGCUUUAUUUUCCUCCAGACUUGGAUGAUCAGCUCGUCAUGAACCUCAUCAAAAAAACAAAAUCUUCAAAUUACGAUUGCACACUACAUAUUUCGCAUCGCUCUGUAUUCGUGGAUGUCCGCCAAAAAACGUUUCUAGUAACAGAUCAGUAUUACAAUUGACGAAAACUGCCGAAUAAACAAUUGUAUGCAAUAAAUUAGUAUGUAACAAUAUUAAAAAAAAAUAUAUGUUCACAUGAAAUUGUGAAUA
Messenger RNA from Apis laboriosa (Himalayan honeybee), 1365 nucleotides. Its product is annotated as zwei Ig domain protein zig-8-like. The coding region runs from base 163 to 1158 and encodes 331 amino acids. The transcript has 7 exons. Gene Ontology annotation, cellular component: neuron projection membrane. Gene Ontology annotation, biological process: synapse organization. NCBI's taxonomy places the organism in Eukaryota, Metazoa, Arthropoda, Insecta, Hymenoptera, Apidae. The record is from RefSeq and is a predicted model, not a curated record.